Messenger RNA from Saccostrea echinata, 1480 nucleotides. RefSeq lists its product as uncharacterized. Lineage: Eukaryota; Metazoa; Mollusca; Bivalvia; Ostreida; Ostreidae. The record is from RefSeq and is a predicted model, not a curated record. Bases 1 to 1368 code for a protein of 455 amino acids. The transcript has 4 exons.
AUGAGAAGAGUUAUAUUUCUAUUUCUACUUCAGUCCAGUUUUCAUUUCUCCAUUUCUAACGUCUAUUCUGAGUCUGAAGCCGAGAAAUGGUUCAAUUCUGGAUCUUCUAUUAUUUCCGCCAAUAAGACUACUUCAGGUGAUGAUGUUCGACUGCAGAUAGAAAUGUCUAUCCUAAUAAAUACGAUCGCUGUUUGGGGAGUGGAUCAAAUGAUCAUUGGAGCUGAUGAAAAGACUUUUGGCACCUCAUUGACAACGCUGUCUCAUACUACUUUGUUCACUCUGGAAAUCAAAAAUCCCCCAGAAGUUGUUUUCUUUAUAACUUUUAGCGACGACGAAAUAGUUACAACCCAUAUGUUUGACACAACGCAUGUAAAUGGAGCAACUAAAUUUGAUAAUCCAAUCACUUGUCAGUCAUCAUUCUCUAAAAUCUCUGCUUCUGAAUAUGACUUCUUCUACCGUUGUAAUCCUGAACUUGAUCCUAGAAAUGGCUGGUAUAUGGAGGUUGGAAUGUUUGCCAGCGUUAAAAAUGAGAUUAUUGAAUAUAAUCAAAUUGAACCGAUUGAAAAUAAGUAUGUCAAUGUUACCACUGAGCGAAAUUCAACGGCAAAAGCAACAGUUGUACUUUCAGAUGAAACUUUAGAGAGAGUAGGAGAUUUCCUAUUUCUGCAAAGCUCACUUACUAUACCUCUGGAUGGUUUAAUCAAAUCCAUAUUAUAUAGAAGAGUUUAUGAUAUAAGUAUAACAAAAACAAUAAAGGAAUUCAAAUUCUUGGAAGCAUUCCAACAGGAACCACUUUUGGAAGGAGAUAUGGUGCCAAUAAAUUGUGAAGCAAUUGGAAGAAACCCUCCACCUAUUCAGGUGGAAAGAAAUCGUAUAGGGAUAAAUUUGUCAGAGACGAUAUAUAUUAUGAAAGAUAAUACAAAUAUAUGGUCAAUUUCUUACGUUGCUUUCCUUCAUGCAUCAAAGGAAAUAGAGGGCAACUAUUCAUGUGUUGCCGAAAUGGAUGGCAAAAAAUUUAUUUCUCCUCAGAACAUUGAAGUAAAAUUAAAACCAAGAUUACGCUGGGAUCUGGCCAAGACUUUGAAAUCCAAGCAAAACCAAACUCGUGUACGUGUUGUGGUGGAAGGAGCAAAAGGUGUUGUAUUGAAAUGUAGCAAUAACGCAUGGUCAGGUAAUAGGUAUCUCCCUAUAAGCACAGAGAAAAGAACAAAAAUAUCAGAGUGGGAUGAACGUUUGGAAACCGAGUAUACGUGGAAAAAGAACAUUGACCCAGAUGAAUUCAACUUUUCGAUGUAUUAUCCGUUUCUUUCGUGUAUCGCGGAAGACAAAAAUGGCAAACUGACAUUUGAACACACUUUCUGGCAAUGAGGUUUACACAACAUACAUGUAUUUGCAUUAUCAAUUCUGAAUAAUUGAGAUUACUUGCAAUUAUAGUUGAUUCGUCAAGAAUUAGUAUGCUGAGGAAGGAAUAAAAUUUACA